AGGUGAUGGAGAAGAGUGAGAUAGUGAAGAGUAGUGAUGGGUUCAUUGACCGGAGUAGAGUAAGGAUAUUGCUGUGCGAUAAUGAUGAGAGAAGCUCUGAAGAGGUUUUCAAACUUUUGUGUAAAUGUUCUUAUCAAGCUGUCCUCAUGCCUGCCUUCACCAACGCCAGUCUGUCACACUUUCACUCCUAUUACCAGCCCAUAAUCACAAUAUCAAUGAAUGAGCACCUAAAGGCAUGAUGGAGAAGUACCGGCACUGGUUCCAACUCUGAAUUUUCCUCUGUGCACAGUUUAAUUCCUUCAUUAGUAACUGCUCACUAGCUCUCUUGGAAUGCUUUUCCAAACCCAUUAUACAGGCUGAAGUGUUGGCAUCAUUGACCUUAUACAUUUCCAUAAUUAAGCUUAGUUCUAGCCACUGAUAUCAAUAACCAUUUACCUGCCAUGUAUUGUGAUCAGUCCCUUUCAUGCUUACAUCUUGUUUAUGUCACCUACAUAUUUGUUGAGUAUCUGGUGGAAGGCUUACAGCUUCACUCAGCCCCCUUCUGUCAAGUAUUAAAAUAGCUGCUUUAGUUUCUCAAAAUGGCCUCUUGAUACAUUUUUAAUGUGCACUGGCGUCUCUUCUAUCUAGCCUUGUCCAAAAGUUCCAAUUACCAUAUGCUCCCACUUUUAUCCCACUGCAGAGCAUUUCAGAAAUUUGCCACACUCUACCGCAGACUGGACAACAAGAAAAGUUUUUAGUUACUUCUGUGAAGUCACCAAGGCAGGUGAUUGAUGCGCUGAAUGCUGAGGGGCCUGAUAUAGAUAUUAUUCUUUCUGAGGUUGACUUACCUAUGUCUAAAGGACUAAAAAUGUUAAAAUAUAUCACACGGGACAAACAGUUGCGGCGUAUUCCUGUGAUCAUGAUGUCAGCUGAAGAUGAGGUCUCUAUCGUUGUCAAGUGUCUGAAACUUGGUGCAGCUGACUAUCUUGUGAAGCCAUUACGUACCAAUGAGCUGUUGAACUUGUGGACACACAUGUGGAGGAGGAGGAGAAUGCUUGGGUUAGCUGAGAAGAACAUCGUAAAUUAUGAUUUUGAUCCGGUUGCAUCAGACCCUAGUGAUGCUAAUACCAACAGCACUACUUUAUUUUCGGAUGACACAGAUGACAAGUCUCGAAGAAAUACUAACCCAGAGACAUGUGCUUCAACCCAUCAGGAGAACGAGACUAAUGCUACCACAACUGCUGCACCUAUAGAGACUGCCACUGGGGAUCCUUCAGGGUGUCAGCCUGAUGUGCCGGGACUAAGUGACAGACAGAGAGGACAAAUUUCACCAUUUCCAAAGAAGAGUGAGCUGAAGAUUGGUGAAUCUUCAGCCUUUUUCACGUAUGUCAAAUCAAGCAUACCUAAAAGCAACAAUCAAGGGAAGUCUUCUGUCCAGGAAAAUGCACCUCAGAAUGAGAAAUUUAUAGAGAAUGUUAACAUGGUGAGUUGUCAAGUGGGUACUGAUGUUAGAGGACGAGAGAACAGGAAGUCCCUGGAAAACCAUUCACAAGCUGAUGACUAUACGAGAAGUAACAGUGUUCCCAAUUCUUUUUCUAUGGAGAGGUCUUGUACUCCCCCUGUAUCUCUGGAUAUCUCCCAACAAAGGCACUCCAAAGAGUUUUCUCAUGCUCAUUUACGUGUAAGAAGUGACUCUCCCAGUGAUGUUGCUGGUUGCUAUCCACACACUGCCUAUCCUUAUUACAUGCCCGGAGUAAUGAAUCAAGUAACAAUGCAAUCAGCGUCUAUGUAUCAAAAGAACUUGCCAGAUAUGCUCAAUCAUGUUAAUUCUGCUGUAAUGCCUCAGUACAAUCAUAUUCCACAAUGCCCUCCACAAGUCCCCGGAAUGGCAUCUUAUCAAUAUUACCCAUUUGGUAUAUGCCUACAACCAGGUCAAAUGGCUGCGCCACAUCCAUGGCCGUCGUAUGGGAAUUCCUCCAAUGAGGGGAAGUUGAGUAAAGUUGAUCGUAGGGAGGCAGCCUUGCUGAAGUUCAGGCAGAAGAGAAAGGAAAGAUGUUUUGACAAGAAGAUCAGAUAUGUCAACCGGAAAAAACUCGCAGAACGUAGACCUCGUCUGAGAGGCCAGUUUGUGAGGAAGGUAAAUGGCGUAAAUGUGGAUCUUAAUGGGCAACCAGCUUCAGCAGAUGACGAUGAGGAAGAUGAGGAAGAGUAUGAUGAGGAAUAUCAAUCUAACAUGGACUUUUCACCCGAUGAUGAUGCCUCACUAUGCCAACAAUGAACUGCUAACUUACAAAGCAAAUAGCAUGUGGAUUUGUCACUCAGGAGUCAGGAAGUUGGUGAAUAUUGCAGGCAAGGAGUUGGUUUCCUUUGAGCCUGUUGCUAAAUGUUUCACAUAUUAAUCUGAGAUUGCCUAUAUGUGACGUUGUGAUACGAAGGAAUCGCCUACAUGAUUUCAAGAUGAUUCAUCGGACCAGAUGGAGCUCUCCGAAGAGAUUGUCGCCUAUGCCCGGCAGGGAGAUAUGUUCCUGAUUUCUGUUAAUUCUCUUAGCUCUCAUCUCGUAUUUUUAACUUCACAUGUUUUCAAAGGAAAAGAUAACAUUGACCGGGUGGUUUCACUGUCUAAAACACAUUAAUGAAACCACAGUGACUGGGUGUACUAUUUGCGCUGUAACUAAAAUUAUGAUCUGACUGCCCAUAACUGGUGCAUGAUAUGGAAGAAUCCCAAAGUAUUAAG
Messenger RNA from Sesamum indicum (sesame), 2713 nucleotides. Its product is annotated as two-component response regulator-like APRR1. NCBI's taxonomy places the organism in Eukaryota, Viridiplantae, Streptophyta, Magnoliopsida, Lamiales, Pedaliaceae. Gene Ontology annotation, molecular function: protein binding. The record is from RefSeq and is a predicted model, not a curated record. Gene Ontology annotation, biological process: phosphorelay signal transduction system; cytokinin-activated signaling pathway.